Messenger RNA from Hibiscus syriacus, 964 nucleotides. RefSeq names its product ADP-ribosylation factor 1-like. Lineage: Eukaryota; Viridiplantae; Streptophyta; Magnoliopsida; Malvales; Malvaceae. The coding region runs from base 129 to 677 and encodes 182 amino acids. The record is from RefSeq and is a predicted model, not a curated record. Gene Ontology annotation, molecular function: GTPase activity; GTP binding. Gene Ontology annotation, biological process: intracellular protein transport; vesicle-mediated transport. The transcript has 8 exons. Gene Ontology annotation, cellular component: cytoplasm; Golgi apparatus.
GAUCUCAAGUCCUCUUGCAAGCAGGCCCUCUCCUUUUUUACAGGGAGAAAAAGAAGAAGGGGUGCUGCUUCGCAGAUCGAAUCCAAGAUUUAUGUUCUGAGAGACCCCUUUUUUCUAUAUUUAACGAUAUGGGUAUUUUGUUUACAAAAAUGUUCUCUUCCCUGUUUGGUAACAAGGAGGCUCGGAUCCUCGUUCUCGGCCUUGACAAUGCCGGCAAAACCACCAUUCUAUAUCGACUCCAGAUGGGUGAAGUUGUCUCGACAAUUCCAACGAUUGGAUUUAAUGUCGAAACAGUACAGUACAAUAAUAUCAAAUUUCAAGUUUGGGAUUUAGGCGGACAGACAAGUAUCAGGCCAUAUUGGAGAUGCUACUUUCCAAAUACCCAAGCUAUAAUCUAUGUUGUUGAUUCAAGUGACACAGAUAGGCUGGUGAUAGCUAAAGAAGGAUUUCAUGCAAUCUUGGAGGAGGAGGAGCUAAGAGGAGCAGCUGUUCUGAUUUUUGCAAAUAAGCAGGAUCUUCCAGGUGCACUUGAUGCUGCUGCAAUUACACAGUCUUUGGAGUUGCACAAGAUAAAAAACCGACAAUGGGCUAUUUUCAAAACAUCAGCGAUAAAAGGGGAAGGUCUCUUUGAAGGUUUGGACUGGUUGAGUAAUGCCCUCAACUCUGGAAGCGGCUAACUCUUGGCAUGGAGAAUCAGAAGCAUUGCAGCUAUACGAUCCAUCCUAAUGGUGUCUGCUUUAGCAUGAUGAUCUUAUUGUAAUUUGAUCCGUGGAAAAAGUUGACCUCCUGAAAUUUCUGGUUAUUAUUACUAUUAUUAUUUUUUGGGCCUAACAUUUGGUAUACCUAUUCUUGGAGAAAUAGUUGUUAGAACUUGGGUGAUGGGCGCGAUGGAGCUAUGGGCAGCCUUUGAAGAGUCGUUGCCGUUGGUGCGAAGUUUGUUGCUUAUCGGAACUCCUCCAGACAC